Fonsecaea nubica is the source of this 693-nucleotide messenger RNA. RefSeq lists its product as hypothetical. Lineage: Eukaryota; Fungi; Ascomycota; Eurotiomycetes; Chaetothyriales; Herpotrichiellaceae. The coding region runs from base 1 to 693 and encodes 230 amino acids. The record is from RefSeq and is a predicted model, not a curated record. The transcript is spliced from 2 exons.
AUGGGUCUACGCGUAAGACUACGGAGGACGUUUACGUCCAAGAAGAAUAGCACGGGAAGUGAGACUGGGCCAAAUGGGGAACCGUACUACACAAGCCGGAAGGAUAUUCAAUACUAUAAGCCCAACGAGAUCCCAAAGUCCAAAUAUCGGGGCAAGGUCGAUCCCGAACACCAAGCCUCUCUGCAGGCUUUCUCGCUUGCCGACGCUUUCUCAUCUGCCCGGAGACGAACCUCACUCGCCCUCUCUGGUACAUUUUCUCCGGGGGGUACCAAUUCACAGAGCGCCGCGGCCAGUAGAGCUCACAGUAGGGCAGCGAGUCGGAGACCAUCGAUACAGGAACUCCAUGGGUCGACCUUGAGAAAUGCGAGUGGCGUGGAUUCAGAAGGGAGUAGCAGUUGUUCGAACAGCACGAGCAGGCAGAAGAGUACCAGUGCCAGUAUGGCAUUCGAUGCGGAUACCGCGAGCACAUCCCUUUCAGAUCAAGCCACGGCAGUGCCCUCGGCACCCGCCGAACCAAACAACAAGCUCGCUCAGCACGACAGCGGUAUUCACAUGCCUGAACUGGCAGAUCUAUCCAAGCAGGCUACCAGGCACGACACGCCAUUCACAGCGGAGGAGCUCGAGCAAGCUAUGACGAGAGCGACAUUGAAACAGAGGGACUUCGGCGAAAGAGGCAUCGGAGUCGCUUUAUGA